AUGGAAGAUGUCGUGUUUGAUGAUAUCCUCGAGCAGAUACUCGUAAGACUGGCCGUGAAGGAUAUUGUCCUAUGCAAGAGCGUUUGCAAGUCAUGGUAUUCUGGCAUCUCCAGAUCUAUCUCCUGUUCUGCUUUUGUCAACUCCCAUAUGAAACAUAAUAAUAAUAAUCCUGUAGUUGGGAGGAUCAUUAUGCAAGGCGAUUAUUGGAAAAAUAAAACUACUAUCGGAAGUAGGAGAAUCCCUGUCGAAUCGUCAUGGAGAGAUUAUCUGGUUGGUUCUUUCGUUGGAGACUUCCACAUUACUAUUGCUUAUAACUCUGCUGGUAUCUUAUGUAAUGGGGCACUUCACUGGCUUAUGGCUGAUCAAAACAGGAAUCCAGUACAACACAUACUUUCUUUUCAUUUAUCUAAAGAUGAAUUCAAAGAAAUUCCCAUUCCAGCUGAUCACAGAUGCAAGGUUACUGAUCAUACCCGGCUGGGGAUUGUUGAAGAAUGUUUGUGUAUAUUUGAUGAAUCCUCAUGUGACCAACCCAAAUGGGCAAUGAAAAACUACAAUGAUACACAAUCUUGA
Molecule: messenger RNA, 570 nt
Organism: Erigeron canadensis
Lineage: Eukaryota; Viridiplantae; Streptophyta; Magnoliopsida; Asterales; Asteraceae
Product: F-box protein At3g07870-like
Exons: 2
Coding region: 1-570 (189 amino acids)
Molecular function (GO): protein binding
Source: RefSeq, a predicted model, not a curated record